AUGGCAUAUAAAUUUCUCCUUAUUUUGCUCCUAUUACAAGUGCAUGCAGCAGUGGGUAAAGGAAGCGGCUGCUUUUGGGACUUGUUAGGCAGGAUCUUCCCCUGUAUAGAAACAACUAUCACUGAGAGAGAGAACUAUGAUAGACUUUCAGAAUUUUGCUUGAAGCUUUGCACUUGGAAAGGUAAAUUCUGGACGGACUGCAUAGAAGAAUGCAUGAAAAGACAUAAAAAUUUCAAAUUUGAAAACGAAGCCACACCCGAACCAUUACCGCAACCGCCACUUAACUUUUACUUUUAG
Molecule: messenger RNA, 297 nt
Organism: Cylicocyclus nassatus
Lineage: Eukaryota; Metazoa; Nematoda; Chromadorea; Rhabditida; Strongylidae
Source: the annotation of a GenBank genome assembly